Molecule: messenger RNA, 1554 nt
Organism: Rubroshorea leprosula
Lineage: Eukaryota; Viridiplantae; Streptophyta; Magnoliopsida; Malvales; Dipterocarpaceae
Source: the annotation of a GenBank genome assembly
AGAGUUGCUCUGUUUUCCUCCAUUUCUCGAUUAGGGUUGGGUACUGCGAGGAAGAAGAAGAGGAAGGAGAAGAAAAAUUAAUGAGGGAAUAGCAAAAAUGGGGUUCUCAAUGCAGCCAUACGGGAUUCAGGCUAUGCUGAAAGAAGGGCACAAGCAUCUCUCUGGUCUUGAGGAGGCAGUUCUGAAGAAUAUUGAUGCUUGCAAGGAGCUCUCUGCUAUCACACGCACUUCUCUAGGCCCUAACGGUAUGAAUAAGAUGGUUAUAAAUCAUUUGGACAAGCUGUUUGUCACAAAUGAUGCUGCUAGUAUUGUAAAUGCGCUUGAGGUUCAACGCCCUGCUGCCAAGAUAUUGGUUCUGGCAGGGAAGGCUCAACAGGAAGAAAUUGGUGAUGGUGAUAAUUUGACUGUUUCGUUUUCUGGAGAGCUCCUCCAAAAUGCAGAGGAGCCUAAUUAGGACUGGCCUGCACCCAAGUGAGAUCAUCAGUGGAUAUACCAAAGCUAUAAACAAGACCGUUGAGAUUUUAGGUGAGCUAGUAGAGAAAGGUUCAGAAAGUAUGGAUGUCAGGGUUAAGGAGCAAGUUAUCACCAAAAUGAAAGCUGCUGUUGCUAGCAAGCAAUUUGGACAAGAAGAUGUUUUAUGUUCCCUUAUAGCUGAUGCAUGUAUCCAAGUUUGCCCCAAGAACCCAGCAAAUUUUGAUGUUGAUAAUGUGCAUGUUGUAAAGCUCUUGGGAGGAGGUCUGCAUAACAGCACAAUAGUUUGGGGUAUGGUUUUGAAAAAUGAUGCAGUGGGAAGUAUAAAGCGAAUUGAGAAGGCAAAGGUAGCUGUGUUUGUUAGUGGGGUUGAUACCUCAGCUACUGAAACAAAAGGAACUGUCUUAAUCCACAGUGCUGAACAGAUUGGAUCAGUAUGCUGUGGCUAAAUUUACUGAAAGUUUUGAAAUGAUACCAAGAAACCUGGCAGAGAAUGCUGGGCUUAAUACUAUGGAUAUCAUAUCAAAGCUGUAUGAGAAACAUGCAUGUUGAAAUGCCAAAGUAGGUGUUGACUUGGGGGCUGGUGACAGGUGAAGAUGUUUGUAAGGAUGUGUCAGUCAUGAAUGUUUGGGUUCUCUAUGUCACUAAGUAAGCUUCUUUUGACGCCAAAUAUUUUCCUUCAAUCUCAGGAAUUCUAAUUAUUCCUCUCUUGGAGAUAAACUGAUAUUUUCUCUCAAGUGUGGAUAUGAUGCUUCUAACACUUUGGGAUCAUGCUUUUUAUUUGCUGUAAACAAGGCUGUCAUAGAUGUCAAAGAUAGUUAUUGCAUCUGUAUUAAGUUUAUGGUAAAUUGUAAGAUCUGGUUAUUGUUUUGAGAAAUUUGAACUUUGCCAAUUCAUGAACUGUUUUUAACUUUUUCCAUUUUUAAAAUAUUCUUCUGUCCUUUUUGGACCGUGGGAUGUGGCGGUGGGUUUCUAUGUUGAGCAAUAUGAGAUACCAUUGGUGACCCUCACAGAGUCACAGUUGCCUUUAAUUGCUUGCACUGAUUUUCCGAUGGUGGUUGAUAGGGGAUUAGUUAACUGUUU